Closterium sp. Naga37s-1 is the source of this 1125-nucleotide messenger RNA. The record is from the annotation of a GenBank genome assembly. Lineage: Eukaryota; Viridiplantae; Streptophyta; Zygnematophyceae; Desmidiales; Closteriaceae.
AUGGCCCGUAAGCGCAAGAGCGUAGCUAGUUCUGUUGACUUGUGCCCGCGGGAUCUCGACGAGAUCCCGUACAUCGCUUGGAUGAACAAACAAAUCGCGGCCGGCCGCAAGCCCGCCGGCCCUUUGCCCGAAGGAGCGCCUGGUGCGGGGGACACCUCGUUCGAAGCCCCGCGCGAUGUCCCUACCCGCGGACGCCGUCAUGCCGACCGGGUUGCCUCAUCCCGCGUCAACGACGAUGCUGCCUUCGAUGACGAUGAUGACGCCGCGGACUCUGAUUACAACGAGUGCGACGAGGCCUGCGAAGACGACGCGGACUCUGGCGAGGAGCAGGACAAGGGCAUGUCCCCCUCCGAGGAUGAAGUUGACGCCGACGAGGACGCCGAUGACGACGAGGACGCUCCCGAAGAGGCCCAGCCUGCGUCCCCGGCUCCUCGUCGCGGCCGUGCGUCUGCCGCUGCGGGAACCAAGACUGCUGCUAAGGGCGGGGAACCUCCGCGUGCCGCUGCCAAGACCCGUAACUUGCAUCCUGUUAAGCGGAGCGUGUGGUCCCCCCGCGAGAACACAAUCUUCGUGGCUGCGCGUUGGUUCAUGAAGGACGAGCUCGGGCCCCUCCUCGGGAAGCAGGGCUCUCAGUACUGGGCUCGCCUCGCGCGUCACCUCGAGAAGGAGAAUCCCGGUUGGGUGUGCGGUGUAAACGCGCUUCAGAAGCAGUGGCGCAAUCUUGUGAACAUGUACAAGCAGAUCAAGAAGGGGGAAAAGGCGAGCGGCAAGGGUGCCGUGUGCAAGCCCCACUGGUACCCGUACAUGGCGCUUUUCCAGAACAACAAGGCGGUGGGCAACCCUCACGCCGUCGACGGUGGCGGUGCAGCACACGUCAACGUGCCGCUCGAAGGCCUCGUCCGCGCGUGGAUGGAUCAGGACGCGCGUAUUGCUCGGGAACGCGUGCAGCAGCCCGCACCCUCCCCGCAUGUCCGCGACGACAUCCCUGCCCACGCGGACAACAUGACCGACUCGCACGCCGCCGAAGGCGGCGACGACGGCUGGCUUCGUCGCGGGCAGGCGGGCGAAGACCCCUCUAACCCAGAUGCGGGUGAGGAGGUGUGGGUCCGCGGCGCCGCCGAGUGA